Molecule: messenger RNA, 1725 nt
Organism: Peniophora sp. CBMAI 1063
Lineage: Eukaryota; Fungi; Basidiomycota; Agaricomycetes; Russulales; Peniophoraceae
Source: the annotation of a GenBank genome assembly
AUGGCGUCCAAAUCGCAGCUCGAGAAUGCCAUCGAGCAGAUCCAAGAGAAGGCUCCCGACACAGAGCGUGACUUCACUCAGGUCACCCUGCCCAAUGGCGAGACCGUCAGCACCGUAGAACGCGUCUGUAAAGAGGUUCAGGCGCCGGCCAUGUCCAUCCCGACGGAAGACGAGUUCUUCUCCAAGCAAGACCCAAGCAAGCCCGACCAUGCGUUCUUGAAGAACCACUUCUAUCGUCAGGGUCGUUUGUCGGAGGACCAAGCACUUUAUAUCAUCGAAAAGGCAACUGAGGUGCUGAAGUCGGAAGACAACAUCUUAAAUGUGGAGGCUCCGGUGACAGUUUGCGGGGAUAUCCAUGGACAAUACUUUGAUCUCAUGAAGCUCUUCGAAAUCGGCGGAGACCCGGCCACAACACGUUAUCUCUUCUUGGGGGACUAUGUCGACCGCGGAUACUUCUCUAUCGAGUGUGUUUUAUAUCUUUGGACGCUCAAGAUCUGGUACCCGAAGACCUUCUUCUUACUACGAGGCAAUCAUGAGUGCCGCCACCUGACGGACUACUUCACGUUCCGCGUAGAAUGUAGACGAAAGUACUCAGAGCGCAUCUACGAUGCCUGCAUGGAGUCUUUCUGUGCCUUACCUCUUGCUGCGAUCAUGCACAAGCAGUUCUUCUGCGUACAUGGCGGUCUCUCGCCGGAACUCCAGACUUUGGAUGAUAUUCGCAAACUCAACCGAUUCCGCGAGCCACCUACAUCAGGUCUCAUGUGUGAUCUUCUCUGGUCUGACCCUAUAGAGAACUUUGGAGACGAACGCUCUGGCCAAAGCUUCGUGCACAAUCACGUCCGUGGUUGCUCCUACUUCUACACCUAUCAGGCGACGUGCCAGUUCUUGGAGCGCAAUAAGUUCUUGUGUGUCAUCCGUGCACAUGAGGCUCAAGAUGCAGGAUACCGCAUGUAUCGCAAAGCGACCAAGACGAACUUCCCAUGCCUCAUGACCAUCUUCUCCGCACCAAACUAUCUCGACGUCUACAACAACAAGGCUGCGGUCGUCAAAUACGAGGGCACGUUCAACAUCCGACAGUUCAACUGCUCGCAACACCCGUACUGGUUGCCCAACUUCAUGGACGCUUUCUCGUGGAGUUUACCUUUUGUGGGCGAGAAGAUCACGGACAUGCUGGUGGCCGUGCUCAACACAUGCACACAGGAAGAGCUUGCGGAAACCGAGGAGGAGCACGCUGCUGCUGCCUCGGCGGCUGCUUCUUCGGAGCGAAGACGCGUCAUACGUAAUAAGAUCUUGGCUGUCGGCCGUGUCUCUCGUGUCUUCUCGGUGCUCCGUGAGGAAUCCGAGCGUGUAUCCGAGCUCAAGAACGUAUCCGGCUCAGCGAAGCUCCCAUAUGGCACCCUUGCCUCUGGCGCGCAGGGACUCACAGAUGCCAUCCAGAACUUCGACGAUGCACGAAAGUUGGAUAUCGAAAACGAGCGUUUGCCGCCCGCAGCCGAGCCGGAGUCAUCGUCCGAUGUUGACUCCGCGCCAUCGACGCCUGGCAGCAGCGUACCACCGAGCUCGCCCUUUUACCGCCGCUCGUCUAUGAUUGCCGCCAGUACGCGCAAGCGCAGUGUUGAUAGCACGCUCACCCGCAUACGCGAGGCAGCGGACGGUGUAGAGAACGAUGAAGAGUUCGAAAAGCUCGCGGACCACGUCGCAGGUACCGCGAACGUACCUUCUUGA